Molecule: messenger RNA, 7683 nt
Organism: Stegostoma tigrinum
Lineage: Eukaryota; Metazoa; Chordata; Chondrichthyes; Orectolobiformes; Stegostomatidae
Gene: tnk2b
Product: tyrosine kinase, non-receptor, 2b
Exons: 16
Coding region: 253-3591 (1112 amino acids)
Biological process (GO): protein phosphorylation; regulation of keratinocyte differentiation; signal transduction
Cellular component (GO): extrinsic component of cytoplasmic side of plasma membrane
Molecular function (GO): protein binding; protein tyrosine kinase activity; ATP binding
Source: RefSeq, a predicted model, not a curated record
AUGGUUUAAAAGCAGCCAUGUAGCCAGUAAGGUUAUGUGUGUAGGAGAGAGAGGGAUGCAUAUAUAUUCAGUGUGUGUUUAUGUCGCUGUGUCUGUAGGUUGUGCAAAACAUUUGGGGACCAGCAGUUAUAGCACAGAGGAAAGCGACUCAAAAGGGAGAGGAAGCUGGAGGAAAGCAAAAAGUGAGCAAAGUAUUUUUUAUGCAGCACCUUUGAAAGCAGCUAUAUUGUCUCGUGAUUGUGGAGAACUGACAUGAAUCACCUCGAUAUGAACGACCAGUCAGAAUAUCAGCGGCUGUCGAGUGAGGAAGAGGAGAAGCUCAGUGGGAGCAUGCAGUCAGAUGAGGGAACAGAGUGGCUUCUUGAACUCCUCACUGAGGUACAGUUGCAGCAGUAUUUCCUCCGCAUCCGUGAUGAUCUCAAUGUUACCCGGCUCUCUCACUUUGACUAUGUGAAAAAUGAGGAUCUUGAAAAAAUAGGAAUGGGCCGUCCUGGCCAGCGGAGGUUAUGGGAAGCUGUAAAACGAAGGAGAGCUGUGUGCAAGCGUAAAUCGUGGAUGAGUAAGGUGUUCAGUGGAAAACGUCCAGAAUCUGAAUUGCAGACUCAGGCAGGAGCAACAUUUCGCAAGCUACCAACUCCUCCACCGCCAGCUGAAGGAAACCAGACACUGACAUGUUUGAUCACUGAGAAGGAUCUAACCCUUCAUGAGAAAUUAGGUGAUGGGUCCUUUGGAGUUGUGAGACGGGGUGAAUGGCUGUCACCUUCUGGAAAAAUUAUAAAUGUGGCUGUGAAGUGCUUGAAAACUGAUGUAUUAAACCAACCUGAAGCUCUUGAUGAUUUUAUACGGGAAGUCAACGCUAUGCAUUCUCUUGACCAUCUCAACCUGAUUCGCUUGUAUGGUGUUGUACUAACCCAUCCUAUGAAAAUGGUUACUGAACUGGCUCCACUUGGUUCAUUAUUGGAUCGUUUGAGAAAAAACCAAGGUUACUUCCUCAUUUCUACAUUGUGCCAGUAUGCAAUACAGAUAGCAAAUGGCAUGGCUUACCUUGAGUCCAAGCGCUUCAUUCACCGUGACCUGGCAGCUAGAAAUAUCUUGCUGGCCUCAAACGAGUUAGUGAAAAUUGGAGAUUUUGGACUCAUGAGAGCUCUUCCACAGAAUGAUGAUCAUUAUGUCAUGCAGGAACAUCGCAAGGUCCCUUUUGCUUGGUGUGCCCCUGAAAGUUUGAAGACCCGAACAUUUUCACAUGCCAGUGAUACAUGGAUGUUUGGUGUUACUCUGUGGGAGAUGUAUACCUAUGGCCAGGAGCCUUGGAUAGGCCUCAAUGGAAGUCAGAUCUUGCACAAGAUUGAUAAGGAGGGUGAGAGAUUGCAAAGGCCUGAAGACUGUCCUCAGGAUAUUUACAAUGUGCUGCUGCAGUGCUGGGCACAUAAACCUGAAGAUCGACCCACAUUCAUGGCACUCCGAGAUUUUCUGAUUGAGGCCCAGCCCACGGACAUGCGAGCACUGCAAGACUUCAGUGAAUUGGACAAACUGCAGAUUCAGAUGAAUGACGUUAUCACAGUCAUCGAGGGCAGGGCUGAAAAUUAUUGGUGGAGAGGCCAGAACAAGCGCACACUGAAGGUGGGACAGUUCCCACGAAACACAGUGACAUCCGUCGCAGGCCUUUCAGCCCAUGACAUCAGCCAUCCGCUCAAGAACAGCUUUAUUCACACGGGGCAUGGAGACACCAAACUUGAGCACUGCUGGGGCUUCCCUGACAAAAUAGAUGAAUUGUACCUUGGUAAUCCCAUGGAUCCUCCAGAUAUCCUUGGACUUGACAUAAAACCGACCAGGCCGACCCAGCUACCAGGAAGAUCUAAAAAGGAGCCUCCUCCACGUCCUCCUCAACCAACCAUCUUUGGCAAGAAGCCUGUUUAUGACCCUGUGAUUGAAGAGGAAGCUUCAGUCUCAUUACCUCCAAAAAAGCUCAGCCUGAAGAAACAGGGCCCAAUGAAAACUUUAAAGCUCAAUAAACCAGCUGCCCGAGUUUUUGCCACAAAGUUGGGGGAGAGGCCAUCAGAUGGGAGUAAAUCCUGUGGUCAUAUAGCUAACGAGGUGGCUCUGAUUGACUUUGGAGAUGAACAGACAAGCCCAACUCCAUCUCCUGUACUGGACAACACUAUUCCUACACUGGCCAAGCUAGUUUUGGAUUCUUAUUCAUUACUGGACAAGACACCGCCACUGAGUCCAACCAGAACUUUGCCCAGACCUUUGCACCCUGUCCCUAUUGUUGACUGGGAUUCCAAACCCCUGCCUCCACCUCCAGCCUAUGAUGAUGUUGCUCAGGAUGAAGAUGAUUUUGAGGUUUCAUCCAUUAAUAGCCUAGAUACAGGGUUAAUUGGCAAAGCGUCAAAAUAUGGAACUGUUCAGUUACCAAGACAUAGAGAAGUGGGGGAAACUAAUUAUGCAUUUGUGCAUGAUACAGAUGGCAAAGAAACGCUCAAAGUGGAGGAUAAUUUAUUUUUACCACCCAAGCGCACAAAACAGACCAGCUUCUCUCAGUCAGCUGAGAUAUUUGAGGAACUUCAACAAGAAUGCAUGAAAAAACUUAAUGUCCCUGUCAUUUCAACACCAGCCUCCACACCAAGUCCCAUCUUGUCAGCAAGUGUGUCCCCAACUAUUUCUGAUGAUAGACCUCAGAUUCCACCACGGAUUCCCAUUCCUCCUCGGCCUUUAAGGAAAAAUGAGCUAGGCCGCUGGUCUGGUGAGUUGUCACCUGCAUCUGGCGGUGAAGAGGACAAGCCUCCACAGAUUCCUCCCAGAGAUCCAAUGUCCCAGCCAUCCUCAAGAACUCCAAGUCCGAAGGCAAUCCCUGUCAGUUUUCCCCAACAAAGGCCAACAGCAUCUUCAAUGACAACAUUAACUGUAGGUGCAUACCUCUCAACAUCUCCUAGUAAGUUAAUGCCGACUACUCAGAGUUUUGCCUCUGACCCAAAAUAUGCCUCACCAAAAGUCAUUCAAGCACCAGGAAAGGACAACACAAAAGGACCUUGCAUCCUGCCAAUAGUAAAAGAUGGAAAGAAGGUUAGCAAUACCCAUUAUUAUUUGCUUCCAGAGAGACCUCCUUAUCUGGACAAAUAUGAAAAAUUUUUCAAAGAAGCUGAGAGUAUGGAUGAACACUGCUCCAGAAAACCUGUGACCACAGCAACAGUGAGGCCAAUGAUGCAACAUCCGGAGUAUAAAACCAAUUUUUCAUCCAACAACAGUAAUCCUGGGUCUUGUGUUCCAACAAUGAAAAGUUCUCAUAGUCUGCAAAAAAUGUCUUAUGAGAUUUCAAGUGGCAAGACAGACAGUAUUACACCUUCAGACAAAAUUAAAAUAGUUCAGGAGAAUGUUCAUGGCGUUACGAUGGAGGAAUGUCAGACUGCACUUCAGAACCACAACUGGAACGUUCAAAAAGCCAUACAGUACCUCAAGGUUGAACAAUUAUUCUGUCUGGGGUUGAAGACAAGAAGUGAAUGUCAAAAAAUUCUGGAAAUGUUUGACUGGAAUCUGGAAUUAGCCAGUUGCCAUCUGCUAGACACUUACAGUACAGCUCGGCACAGGCGAUGAUUAGCUCUUAAUGGAGAAAAUAAACUCAAGACAGCAAUGGUUUAUUGCCCCAGUACCUUUAUUAUCUUGCUGGGUUGACAAAAUAUUGACCUGCAAAUGCCAGAAAGAAGGGGUAUCAAACAUCCAUCACUCAACUGAACUCUCACACUAGCUGUGAAGUCUGGUGGUACUGGGAGACGGAAGUCAAGUUCUGAAAUGGCAGUAUUCUUCAAAAGCAAAGGUUAUUUGUUUUGUUUUGGUGAAAAUAUUUGUAAUGUUAUGGCAUACUGUAACCCAACAGCCUGCUGUGUGUGUAUGUGUGUGUAUAUAAAAAUAUAUAUAAAUAUAUAAUAUAAAUUUUAUUUGAAAACUUGUUGACAGUAGAUUACAGUUGUGUUUAUGUUUUGAAUUUCUCGCAUUGGAUGUUUUAAUAAUAAUUUAAUUUGCUUUCCUAAAAGACAGUUGAAUGGUUCAGUUUAAUGUUCUGGAUUUCCUAUUAAGGUAAAAUUUAUCCAUUUUGGAUACAUUAAGAAGUUUCAGUCUUUUAAAAGCCAUCAACUCUAGUUUACUGAAACAAAGUUUGUAUUAAACUAGUUAUUCUAAACGUGUUAAUGUAUUUUCUUCUUCACUAUGUUUAAUUGCUUUUUCUUCCUUGCUGCUGUUCUGAAAUAACCUGUAAAUUGGCAUAAUAGAUUUAAGACCUCACAUUAUUACAGUAAAGUUUUGGGUUUGUUCCCUAUUCCCAUUCAUAGGAGGGUAACAUCCUGAAUGUCGUAAUUUCAAGUCCUGGAGUUCCCUGAUAACAGUAAGUUUAACUUUUUAUCAGUUCACCAGGUACAGCACUGGUGUUUCCAGUGGCAUGGUGAGUAAUGAUGAGUCAAGAUAUGAGUAAAACUUGGCAGCAAUUGUGGAAAAAUCUAAUACUACAUUUUGCUAACCCAUACCAUUACCUCAAGUUGUAGCAACAUUGUCUUGGAGAAAAUUACAGAUCAUAGAUUAAACUUUGGAGGUGGUUGAUUUUAUCUGUACUGUAAAUAGUGAGGAAAAUUAUUCAUUCAGUUUAGUUACAAAAAUCAGAAUAAUUUGGGUGAGGUGGCAACUAGCUCAAGUUGACAUACAUUUAUUUUGUGGUGUUACGUAGGCAGUCUAAUAUAUGACAGAUCAAAUCUGCAAAAUGCUGGGCAAAACUUCUGGUUUUAAUAGUGUUGAUCAGAUAUUCCCCAUUCCAUACAGAUCAAAUGGUUUAUUGCAAUCAAUUUAUAAUUACAUCACUUAUUAAAAAGUGACAUUCUCAUUUUCUCAUUUCAGUUUGAUUUUGAAGUGAGUUUUUGGCUCCUUAUUCUAUCCCUCAACAUCUGGCUUUGUCACAUCUGCUACUUUAAGCCUUCAAGACACUGAGAAACAUAUCCAUGCUUUUAUCACUUGCAGAUUCACUACUUCAUUGCUCUCCUGUUAGAUGUUUAGCCUCCAAAAAAAAUUCCAAAUUUUGCUGCCUGUGUUACAUCCUGAGCCAAGUCUCAUGCAUCCAUUACACCUAUUCUUGAUUUUCUACAUUCAGCUUCAGUCCCUUUUUCCUGUACACUAGCCUUUCAAAGGAUUCCUAUGAUUAAUAGGUUUGCAAUCCCUCCUCACACUUAUUGGUUUAAAUUCAGUCCAAAACUGAAAAAGUGGUAUUGCAAUUAGUUUCUUGAACAUCGGUCUUGGCAGCCUGUAUAAAUGUCAAAAUACUAUUCUUCCAGUAGCAAAGGAUAUUGUGAAAUUUCCCUCAUGUUUAAAUUUAUUAUCCAUCCAGUAUUACAAAGGUGCAUGUUGCAGGUGCAGCAUUACUAUAGGCUAGAAAUGCAUCCUUCUGAAACUGUUAAGAUCAGGCAAUUUAGUUUGUAGGUAUGAACAUCGGUUCCUCUUUUUCAAACACUGUUCAAACAGAAACCAGGAUUUUUCAAGUUUGUAGUUUUUGAGGUCUUCUGUUAUCUAGCUGAGAGAUUGUGUGGACUAGUGCAAAAUUUUACUAUGGUUCUACUCCAAACCUGGCUUCAUCUUUAAGUAGAGGAUUGAGGAAGUGAUUUUCCAAUCUCACCGUAGUUUGACCUUUCGCUGGAAGAGCUUAUCAAGUAGCUGCAGAUUUCUACCCAUAUUCUGAAAUCAAUCUAACUUGCAGUUUCAGCAGGUAUGAAUAAACCUGUAUCAUAGUUUAUGUGGCAAAAGUAAAACUAACUAUCUGGGCAUCACCUCAGUCUGAAGAAAGCUGUAUGUGAUUCAAGGUUCCAAUUUUAUUUUGAGUAUUGUUAAUUUGAUCUGUUAGAUUCAAGCUGAGAGCUGUGUGGCAUCCUAAGAAUGGCAGUGACAUUUGUGCUAGAAUCAAAACCAAAACAAGCUUCCUAGCCUUUAAUAGAUUCUAAAAUAAUAUCAGUUAAAUGUUCUCUGCAGCUUGGCAUAUGCUGUUAAUUCUAUUUUGUAAAUUAUCUGAUAUUACUUAUCACCAUUAAGAGCUUGCAGCAGGUCACUCUUUGAAUUCUUACGUGAAAGGAAAACUUUAGAAGACGGAAAAGGUCUUGCCCUGUUCAAACGAUAACUACACCAGAACAAAGGAUAUGUGAGGAGCACAAUAUUUGCUUCCCCCUACUAAAUAAUGUUCAAUUGCAUAGGUGCGAUUUCACAGUCCUGUUAUGAUGCAGUGACCAACUGCAGAGUGGAUCAGAGAGAUGAGACAAAAUGUCAAACUUUAUAAUGUUUCUCUGACCUUUCCUGCUAGACAUCUACUUGUUGACACAUGUUGUUUCAUCCAAGUGACUGGAACAGGACAGUCUUGAUCAUCAAAUCUUUUCAUCACAGUUACAAGUGUUAUAGCAUAAUCAACAAUCCAGCCCCGACUAAACGUGUACUUUUAAGUUCAAAGCCUCUCUGUAAACACUACAUUACAGAAGCCUGGUCAAUUUGAUUCAUUUUCAUACUGAAUUUCAAGUUAUUGACAGAUAGCACAAUAAUGCCAGAGUUGCUAAAAUGAUCCCCUCUAAAACCAGAACUCUGUAACUUGUUAAUCAAUGGGCUAGAUAGUAUGAAUAAUAAGCACUUCAUUGCAUCUUACUUAACCUCCCUCCAUUAGAAUUAUACCUGAUAAUAUCCAAAAUAAGUGGGUGCUGGAGAAUGACUGCUUUGGUCAGCUCUGGACCUAAAAACUGACAGCAAGUGUCAUUAUUAGAAAAGUACUGAACAGAAUCAUUUGGCAAAAGGCCCAUGUUAAGUCACUUAAAAAUAAAAUGGUGUUAUGAACAACUCUGGGAUUUAAAGCAGAGAAACUAGCAAAGAUGAGAUUUAAUACCAUUAUGUAUGGACGUUGUGUUGGUGCUGGGGAUUUCUGAGAAACUGAACACUGCACAUUUGUAUAAUGUUUAUUUUUCAGUCGUUUUGGUGGGAGUUUGCUUGUUGCUUGUCUUGUACUCAGCAUUGCUUGGAUUGCAACAUUGUAAUAAUGCUACAUUUGAGAAAAAAAUGUUAGUGUUAACUCAGGUCUGGUUGAAUCCUUGCAAAAGAAAUGAAAUGUGUGUGCUGAAACCUGAGGUAGUUCCCUCUGUAAUAUAAGAACCCUUUUGAUGUUUUCCUUUGAAUAUUUGUAAAGACUGUACUAUUCGUGGUCGACUAGGUCUGUACAAUUUCACUGUAGCAUCUGUCAAAAUGAAACUAAGGCUCACUGUUUUUUUUAAAGAAAAGGGCAUUAGUACAUUGCUGCUAUGUUUCUCCUGUUCCACCUUUUCUUUGGAUUGCUGUUUCACAAGCCCAUGUCUGUGAGGAGCAUUCACAUAAAAAGGGUACAGUUGGCUGUUUUGAACCUGAAUACUGAUGCCCCUGACAGUAAUAAAUAAAAUCCCAUUUCAAUACCUAUAACAAUGGUAUUAAGAACUUAACUUAUAUGUCAAUACUUCCAAAAUAAAAUUACAGGAUCAGCAUGGUUUUCUCCCUGCCCAGUGCUGGUAAUGGAAUAUUGGCUCCAUCAAAAACCAUCAGAGAAAAUAUGUGAGCAGGGAAGGAGAGAAAAUAAUUUAGUGCUUCAUUGCGAAACCAUUAGUUUGCUUUAACCAAUCCAAAGAAAGUAUAUAAUAUGGUGAGAAACACAAU